AUGAGACUUUCGGUGGAUGCUACCGCAGCUGCUGAUAAUGGCGUCAUGUACCGACGUGAUGGCGACGGCAACGACAAUGAUGGUGACAACGAUCCAGAAGAAGAGGAGGAAGAAGAACAGCACGAUGGCGGCCACAACAACAACAAUGGAAAUCACAUUGAUCCAGAAGAAGAAGCAAAAAAGCAUCAAGAUGGCGACAACAACGACGGCAAUGGUGAGGACAAAACGGAUGCGCAACAGCAACCACCUCAGAUGUUGGAGGAACCCAAUCAGGCUGCCCUUGAAGACGUUGGUGGUGACAGCAACAACGACAACGACAACGACAACAACACUGAUGCCCAAAUGCCCAAGAAGAAGAAGAGAAGUGCUCUUACCUUUUAA
Molecule: messenger RNA, 381 nt
Organism: Seminavis robusta
Lineage: Eukaryota; Bacillariophyta; Bacillariophyceae; Naviculales; Naviculaceae
Source: the annotation of a GenBank genome assembly